Messenger RNA from Zingiber officinale, 1847 nucleotides. Its product is annotated as transcription initiation factor TFIID subunit 6-like. Gene Ontology annotation, molecular function: RNA polymerase II general transcription initiation factor activity; transcription coactivator activity; protein heterodimerization activity. Gene Ontology annotation, biological process: transcription initiation at RNA polymerase II promoter; RNA polymerase II preinitiation complex assembly. Bases 91 to 1722 code for a protein of 543 amino acids. Gene Ontology annotation, cellular component: SLIK (SAGA-like) complex; transcription factor TFIID complex; SAGA complex. The transcript has 12 exons. The record is from RefSeq and is a predicted model, not a curated record. NCBI's taxonomy places the organism in Eukaryota, Viridiplantae, Streptophyta, Magnoliopsida, Zingiberales, Zingiberaceae.
UGUAGCAAAAUUUACCGUGACCGUCUGACCGACAGAUAGAGAGAAGGGAAGUGGUGUUGAGUAGUAGUCGGAGAAGAGGAAGAGGCGACGAUGAGUAUCGUCCCGAAGGAGACGAUCGAGGUGGUUGCGCAAAGCAUUGGCAUCUCUAACCUCUCCCCUGAGGUCUCUCUCGCGCUCGCCCCCGAUGUUGAGUACCGUCUUCGGGAGAUCAUGCAGGAGGCAAUAAAGUGCAUGCGCCACUCUAAAAGGACGGUCUUGACGGCAGAAGAUGUGGAUAGUGCUCUCAGUCUGAGGAAUGUCGAGCCUAUUUAUGGAUUUGCAUCAACUGAUCCCUUGCGGUUCAAGAAGGCAGUAGGGCACAAGGAUCUGUUCUAUCUUGAUGACAGAGAUUUGGAUUUCAAGGAGGUCAUUGAUUCACCAUUACCCAAAGCGCCACUUGAAACUGCUGUUGUGGCUCACUGGCUUGCUAUUGAAGGGGUGCAACCUGCAAUUCCUGAAAAUUCUCCUGUUGAAGCAAUUGUAUCCCCGUCUGAAAAUAAGAAAUCUGAGAACACCAAGGAAGAUGGACUGCUUGUUGAUCUCAAACUGCCUGUUAAGCACGUAUUAUCUAGGGAGCUACAGCUCUACUUCGACAAAAUUACUGAGCUUACAGUUACAAGACCUGAAUCCAACCUUUUCAAAGAAGCUUUAGUGAGUUUAGCAAUGGAUUCAGGAAUUCAUCCGUUGGUUCCAUACUUUUCCUACUUCAUUGCAGAUGAGGUUGCUCGGAGCUUAAAUGAUCUUCCUAUCUUGUUUGCUUUAAUGCGUGUGGUUCGAAGCCUUCUCCAAAAUCCGCACAUUCACAUAGAACCUUAUUUGCAUCAGCUGAUGCCAUCAAUUAUUACAUGCGUCGUUGCCAAAAGGUUGGGGAGUAGAAUAGCAGAUAACCACUGGGAACUCCGUGAUUUCUCAGCAAAUCUAGCUGCAUCAGUGUGUAGAAGAUACGGUCACGUGUACCACAAUCUUCAGUCGCGAUUGACGAAGACAUUAAUUAAUGCUUUUCUUGAUCCAUCUAAAGCACUCACACAACAUUAUGGUGCCAUUCAAGGGCUUGCUGCACUGGGACCAAGUGUGAUACGUCUUCUUGUUCUGCCAAAUCUUGAACCGUAUUUGCAACUUUUAGAGCCCGAGAUGCAACUAGAAAAGCAGAAGAAUGAGAUGAAAAGGAAAGAAGCGUGGCGAGUGUAUGGUGCUUUACAGUGUGCCACUGGUAAAUGUUUGUAUGAACGGCUGAAGAUGAUGCCUACCUUGUUAUCUCCACCAAAACAUGGUGUCUGGAGGAUUAACCCAAGGAUUGCAAUAAGCAGGAUCAAGCGGAAGUUGAGCACCAAUAACUCAUCACAGCAGCCACCCUUCAAGAAGAUGGCAGUUGAUGGACCAGCAGGCACAAUACAGGCUAUUGCUACAACAACAGCCAACCUGCAAGGAGCAGAGGAUGGGUUUGCUCCGCAAUCAUCUGGUGCUGGUACAGCACAAUCUUCUGCCCCAGGUCAGGUAUCGAUUGAUUCAAUUGGCAGUAGAAGAGAGAAGGGCGGCAGCGGAGCACCCAAGGGAUCGGUGGUCCUGGCCCAAGCUUGGAAGGAGGAUCUUGAUGCAGGAAACCUCCUAUCGUCACUGUUUCAGUUGUUUGGAGAAGGCAUAUUGUCAUUCACCCAGUCGCCGGAGAAAUCUUUCUUUCUCUAGCUGUGUUAAUUGAUCUAAUAUGGCUUCCACCCGCACUUGAAAGAUGGUGUGUAUUAUUUAGAGUUUUGUAACGAUAGAUGUAAUGGAUCUUACCUUUGUUAGAAAAAAACUGCUGUUUUUGGGUU